Geodia barretti is the source of this 708-nucleotide messenger RNA. Lineage: Eukaryota; Metazoa; Porifera; Demospongiae; Tetractinellida; Geodiidae. The record is from the annotation of a GenBank genome assembly.
AUGCGAUUGAAGGAUAAGGUUGCGUUAAUCGCUGGUGCCGGUUCAAAUAUGAGCCGUGCGACUGCGUUACUUUUCGCCCAAGAGGGUGCGAAGGUGGUCCUUGCCGCACGCACGACAGAGACGAUGGACGAAACAGCGGAACGCAUCCGUGCCAACGGUGGCGAUGUGCUAACGCAUCAAACCGAUUUGACGGACGCAGCACAAGUAGACGCGCUGGUUGACGCUGCCGUAACGGCGUUUGGCGGUGUUGACUGUCUUAUCCACGCCGCGGGCGGAUUUUUCUCAACCGAACACGACAUCACCACGAUGGAACCAGCAUAUUGGGAUGGCGCAUUACAAAACAAUCUGCAAACAUUGUUCAAUCCUGUGCGUCGGCUUGUUCCAGUUUUAGAAGUGCAUGGCGGUGGAUGCCUGAUUACUAUCUCCGCAGGUGAACGGGUACGGCAAGACGCUAAUAGUGCGUAUGCUGUUGCGAAAGCCGGAAUGGUGGCGGCAGCAAAGAACCUAGCGAAGGAAUUGUAUGCUAAAAACAUUCGGGUUCAUGCGUUAUGUCCGGGUAUCAUCUGGGAUCCGUUGCCGGACGGAGAAAUCGUCCCUGCGGAAGCGCAGUUGGAGCGGCUUGGCAACCCGAUUGAUGUGGCCUAUGCGGGCACUUUGGCUCUGCUCGGACGAGGCGGCGUGGGUUACAGGCUUGGAGUUGACAAUUGA